UUUGAACAGAAAGCUCCCAGGCUCCAAAGGCUGAAAAUGAGGCUUUUGACGUCGUAUUUUUGGCUGGAUUACUUAAUGCGGCGAUCAGCUGCCUGGAAAGGGGAACUUGGCCGCUGAUUGGCUGAGCUAUUUAUGGGAGCAAUCGGAACAUUGUUCAUCCGGGGUCCGGUGGAUCUGAUGCUUAUUAAGCACCAGAUCUUGGAGUGGGAAAUCGCGAGGACAGGAAGAAGUAAAGAGACGAAGAGACGCCCAGAGCAACAGAGCAGAAUUUGCAGACGGGACAGACCAAGUCAUGCAACCAAGAUGAUCCAACUAAAGACGAUGCUUAAUUGCAUCGACAACUCCGGCGCAGCCAUUGUCGAAUGUGCCAGCGUCCUAAAAAUGAAACGAGCAGCCUCAAUCGGCGACCGCAUCAUCGUCGUCGUGAAGAAACAGCGGAAUUUCGGCCCGGAGAUGGGCGGUGUCAGCAGCGGCAUUGCCAACAAGGUCAGACGAGGAGACGUCUGCCAUGCCGUCGUGGUCAGGACGAGAAACGUACAGAGGCCCGAUGGCAGCUUUGUCAAGUUCGAUGAUAACGCGUGCGUACUUAUUAAUAAGUCUGGGGAUCCGAUUGGGACGAGAUUGAAUGGUGUUGUUGGAAAAGAAUUGCAGAAGAAAGGCUGGUCGAAGAUAUUGUCGUUAGCACCCAUGCAUUUGUAAGAUUAUUGUAUAGAAUAUAUAUUGUAUUUUUGAUAUUUCCCCUUCCGCUUGCAUCAGAAUCUCAGUAGGAUGUAUAACCUAGCUAAAGUGUGUCGCAACGCCAGAAAAUGAAUGACGAAUGAAAAUAAAAAUACAAAACUAUAGAAAUAGGAACACUCUCUAACGCCUCAAUAUAUCCAGCUCGUCCAAACUCAUAAACUCCGCCCAAUGGGUAUAAAUUCAGAGAAAGAAAGGAAAUGACAGAUAAAAAAAGAAUCGAAAAUUCCCUCCCAAAUCAAGUAAACACAUUUCCACAAGUGCAGCACACGUAGUAGAGUUUCUAUCCCGAAG
This is a messenger RNA of Blastomyces dermatitidis ER-3, 1029 nucleotides long. RefSeq names its product 50S ribosomal protein L14. NCBI's taxonomy places the organism in Eukaryota, Fungi, Ascomycota, Eurotiomycetes, Onygenales, Ajellomycetaceae. The record is from RefSeq and is a predicted model, not a curated record. Gene Ontology annotation, molecular function: large ribosomal subunit rRNA binding; structural constituent of ribosome. Bases 133 to 699 code for a protein of 188 amino acids. Gene Ontology annotation, biological process: translation. The transcript is spliced from 4 exons. Gene Ontology annotation, cellular component: ribosome; mitochondrial large ribosomal subunit.